Molecule: messenger RNA, 6520 nt
Organism: Lucilia sericata (common green bottle fly)
Lineage: Eukaryota; Metazoa; Arthropoda; Insecta; Diptera; Calliphoridae
Gene: Psc
Product: polycomb group protein Psc
Exons: 5
Coding region: 1423-6072 (1549 amino acids)
Biological process (GO): negative regulation of transcription by RNA polymerase II
Cellular component (GO): PRC1 complex
Molecular function (GO): metal ion binding; promoter-specific chromatin binding
Source: RefSeq, a predicted model, not a curated record
UACAAACGGUUCGUCGUAAAAACGAUAAAAACGCAUCUCUACCGACGACAACGUUGCUAAUAUUCCUCUCCUGGUUGUUGUUUUAAAAAGUAUCUGUGUGUUUGAUUACAUGAGUUUAAGUAAAUGUGUGUGCAUGAGUGUAACUGGCGCCCUAAUAGUGAAACAUUAAAACAGAAAUAAAGUGAGAAAACUAAAAGAGUACAUUUCGUCUUUGACUCCAUACGAAUGAGUGAUAAUUGUAAAUUAAACUCAAUAGUUUACAGUAAAAUCAAACAACUCAAUUUACCAAAACAAGAGAGUUAAGCAAUAAACGAAAGAGAUAGCUAACUAAACUCAAUCCUCUAUAAAACGCCAAUAAGUAAAAGAGAUAGAAAUAUCUAGAGGCCACGAAAAAAGUCAAUAACUCUGCUAGAGUAAAAAUUUUACUCAUUUACCUAAAUAUACUACUGAAAAGUAUAUAGAAAAAAUAUACAAACAGUGAGUGGUGUGUACUGUGUUCAGUUAGGUAGACAAACUAUAUAUAAAAAAUGCUACUUAUAUACUAAAUAUGCAGUACAUAAGAUACAGGCAAAAAAGCCAUUUAACUGAGCAUAUGUAUCUGCUGGCGAGCAUAUUAACUCAAUGCUAAGAAGCAUUUCAACGCGAAACGUUGAAUUGAAAAGACGUGUACCGGAAAAUUUUUACGAAAACUGGAUUAAAAAAAAUAAUUAAUUAAGAAAAAAUUAAAUGUUUAUAUGAAAAAAAAAAACAAGUUUUUGAAUAAAAAAAAAUUACUUCCCCCAAAAUAUAAAAAUUAUUAAUAAUAUUGCAAUGCAUUCGUGUAAGAGUGUGUGAUAUUUUACAAAAAGAGAAAAGAAGUUGAGAAAAAUUUUACGAAAUAACGUUGAAAACAAAAUUGAUAAUAAAUAUCUCAGCUUGUAGUGAAAACAAGCUAAAGAAUAAAUAAACAGCAGCGUGAUAUACAUACAGUUACACAAAUACAACAACAACAAAAUAAUGUAGAAAUAACAAACAAAAAAGGAAUAUAAAAUAAAUACAUGAAAAAAAGAAAUAUAAUCACAAAAAAAGAGAAAAUCUCUGUAAAGAAGUGGAAAAAAAUUUAUACAAAAUAAAUUACAUAUUGUGAAAGUUUUUUAAUAAAAUAAAAAACAAAGUGUUUUAAAAUUAAACUACAAAAAAACAAAAUCAUAAUUUGGAUUACUUUACACACACUUUUUGGAUUACCCUUUAAAAUAUUGGAUUAAACACGCUAAAAACAUGGAUUUAAAUUAUUGGAUUAUUAUUUUAAAUUUAUUAUCCCUAAAUUUAAAGCCUUAAAAAUAUCAAAUUACUUUUUGUGGGCCUAAAACAAAACAAAAGAGCAAAAAAAAGAAACCCAAAGUAAGGAAGACAUAACAAAAAAAAAAAAAAAAACAACAAAUUAUGUCCCCUGUACCGCUACCUGUGACAAAUUCUGCCUCAAAAACACAAACAACUGCAACGACUAAAGUGGCAGAAGCAACAACAACCAUUUCAACUUUGCCAGUAAAACUAAAAACGGCAACAAUAACAGCAACAAACAUGGCGAAUUCCAAUACAACAUACAAGCAAAUGGAACAGCAAAACAAAAACAGCAGCAACAACAGUAAUAACAAUAACAAUGCGGCUGCUGUAACAAAUGUCAAUAAAACAAAAACACAAAAUCGUCAACAAUUGAAAGAAAUGUCAUCAUCAGCCUCUUCAACCUCAUCAUCUUCCUCUUAUUCCUGCUCCUCGUCAAGCUCUAAUGCCAAGAAUGUCAUAACAUCUCAAUGUGACAGCAGCAGCAGCAACAGUAAUAAUGACAACAAAAGCAUUAAAAACGAAUCCAAUCAAUCCUGUGAUACUGUCAUUAAAACCGAAUUAGAGUCAAACGAUCAACAACAUCAUCAGUUGUUGGCCAAUGAUAAUGGCCAAGAUGAAAUGGAGAACAAUGAUUUGCAAUUGUCGGCAAUGCGCCAACGACCCAUUUUAAUGAGUUCCGUUAAUUCGCACAUCAUUUGCAGCCUGUGUUUUGGUUACUUGAUUGACGCCACAACUAUUGUGGAGUGUUUGCAUUCAUUUUGCCAUAGUUGUUUAAUCAAACACUUGAGAACGGAGCAGUAUUGUCCGCGUUGUGAAAUGAUGAUAAAUACCGCAAAACCCAAUAUAAAGCCCGAUACAACAUUGCAAGCUAUUGUUUAUAAACUGGUGCCGGGUCUAUAUGAAAAGGAAUUAAUGCGCAAGCGUGCCUUUUAUAAAGAUCGUCCAGAAGAAGCCGCCUUAGCCACACCAGAACAAAGAGGUGACGAUACUGAACAUUUAAUAUUCAGUCCCUCGGAUUAUAUGUCCAUCUCUUUGGAAUAUGCGGAUAUAGAUGAGCACAUGAAAUCGAACGCUGAAUAUAGUGAAUUAUUAAAACCCCGUUAUCUCCAGUGCCCGGCCAUGUGUACCGUAGCCCAUUUGAAAAAGUUAGUCUAUGGUAAAUUCGAAAUUAAUUGCAAUCGUUUUACCAUUGAUAUCAUGUAUAAAGUGAAAACUAUAGUUUUACUUGAUCAUUACACCCUUAUGGAUGUAGCCUAUAUAUACACGUGGAAAAGAGAUGCUCCCAUGCGUUUUUAUUUCCGCGUCAAACAAUCGCCGAAACCCUUGAUAAGAGUUAAGAAAAAUCUCUUAACGCAGCCUAAGAAAGAAAUUGUGCCUGUAGUGGAGGAACCAAAAUUACAUUCCCAAGCCAUGUGUAUAGUGCAUGAGCCCACACCCUCCCUAGCGGCCCCGGUUAGCAGUAAUAAAAUACUUGAGCCCGAGGAAAUCAAGCAAGAAAAUGAGUCAGAAGUAUCCUCUACCACAGAAAUCCCCCCACCAUCGGUGCCAGAACAAAAACAAUUUGAAAUUGUACAACCUCAAAGUCCUUCGAUUAGUUCGCAUGAGACUUCUCUUACCGAUAAGCUGAAAAUUACCCUGGUGAAUAAAGCUGUAAAGGAUAAGUCGUCUUAUAGCGAUGUCAAUUCACCGGCUCGUGUUAAAGUGAUGAAGGAGAAAAAAGACAAUCACAAAACUUCUCCUUCCACUUCGUCACAGAAAGACGAACGUAAAGUGGAAAAUAUUAAGCUUAAAAUAGAUCUGUCAAAACAAAAUAGUGUUACAAUUAUCAACAUGUCAGAUCCCGAGCGCAAGGAGAUAGUUAAGCCUGUUAAGCCCGAAAAAGAAUGGAAAGUUAAGACUAAAAAGGACAAAGAUAGUAGUCCAAAGUCUUCUCCAAAAUCUUCACCUCAUAGUGAGCGUAAGAGCAAGACUCCCAGCCCUCUAACAGUGCCUCCACUCACCAUUAAGGCAGAACGCAUUAGUCCUUUAGCAAAAACAAAUUUACCCAGCCCUUUAGAAGAAGAGGAUAAGAAAUCGCAAUUUUUGAAAUCCUUCGCUUUGACACCCACUAAAAACAUAAAAACCGAGAAAUUGGAAACAAAACCUUCCAAAACUUCACUCAAAGAAUUUACCCACAGUAUUGUAAAUAAAACUAUUGCCAAGGAUCCUUUGCAAAUAUCUUCGUCUUCGAAACGCAAAAGCAAAGAGCCUGUUAAAGCUGUUGUAAAGAAACCCAAAUUAUCACCACCAUUGGCAACAGAAGAUUUUAAAAUCAAAUUGCCUCCAAUAGUGAAUACUAAGCCCUCGUCGCCUUCCACCAACAAAUCCUUAAUGCCUCCACCUCCCGCAGUAACAGCCAUGAAACCACCCGCAGCUUUACCCAAGAAGUUACAGAAAUCACAACAAUCGAAAGUAACUGCAGCUCCACCUGGCUCGUUAACACCACAUCCAAUGCAUGGUGGCAAUACUGGCAUACAACUGGCGGCUCCUGGCAGUCGUACACCCAUUGCUAAAAGAUUCCAACCAAUUUUGCCUAAAACUCCACGGAUUAAUCCAUUCGCUAAUAUACCCAGCGAUGUCAAUAAGAUUCUAAAAGAUGCUGGCACAGAGAUCAAAACAAUUCCAAAGGAACCUGUCUCUUCUAAAGUAUAUGGACCUAAAACUGAUGCUGCCCCUGUAAUGGGGCCUCCAUCUAUGCCAGCACCUCCCCCGAAAACUCCAAAUCCUACAAAUGCUACUUCAAAUGCCAGAAACAAUGUCAAUGUUUCCUCUUCAUCUUCGUCUGCUAAGUCGGGAGCUGGUAGCAAAAAUAACAGUUAUUUGAACUUGGCCUUAUUCAAUGCCUCCAAAUCAAAGGGUAACGAAGUGCCACCUGGUUGCCGUACGCCCAUGUACACACCAAAUUCACCCAUCUACUCGCCUAGCUCACCUCAAUAUGUGCCUAAUUACAACAUUCCUACCAUGCCCACAUACAAAUACACCCCAAAACCAAGUAACACUGGUAGUUCGUACUUACAAAAUGUGUUAGGCUCAAACAAUCAAAUGUCUAGCCUCUUCCCCAGCCCACCAGUUAAAAAGGAUACAAACUCCAGUGGCAACAAUAGCAAUAACAAUCCUACGAAUUUGACUAACAAUCGCAGUGAAUCUCAAGCACCUAAGCGUGUCUAUUCCUUUGCCAGAAGUCCAAGUCCAGUUGAAGAUCCUCCCGAAAAGCAAUUGAAGGUUAAGUCUUUGUUGAAUUCCUGUAAUAUCAACAUACCCUCUUCGCUGUCCAUUACAAUUACGCGAGAAGACGGAGAAACUUCAUGCAAUGGUGCUACAUAUCCCAAACACAAGAGUCCAGUAAACAACUAUAUAGAGAUUCUCAAAUUGCCUGAUCAGACAGCCGAUAACACGGAUACCAAGCGCCUAUCGCCUCCAAUUCAGAACACAAACAAUUCUCUUUUCCCUAAUCCGCCAGUUAGGAGGGUAGCAACACCACCUCUAAACACAGUAAAACAGAACAACAAUUCACCCCAACAAAAUGGAAACAACACUAAACAAUCUCCUCCUGCAGCAGUACCACAAAACUUGGUAAAUCAUAAGACGUCUUCAAAUAACAUGCCCCCUAACAUAAACUUAUUGACAAAGAAUCAAAAUGUUUCUAAUAAAUCCCCUGUGGCGGCAGCAAACAACAAAUCUCCGGCCAACCCUCAAAAGUCUCCCAUCAAUGCAAAUGACAAGAAGACUCCAAGCCCCGAGAAACGUCCAAAUCCUUCACUAACCGAACAAAAAUCACCCAAUGGAGGCGACAACUCGGCCAGCAAAAAGUUCAGACACAUAUUACCCCGUCAAAUUGCAGCUAUUAAUACACAGCCCGAGGUGAAUCCAACGAAGUCGACCAAUAACACGGGUAAUGUCAUUGGCACUUACUCUUCACCCACCGGCAUUAAUGUCAAAAUACAUUCCAACAACAAAAAGGUACAACCUUGUAAAAAAUCCCCUGGAGCACAUGCUGCCGGAGCAACAAGCAAACAACAGCCCCAAGCUCCAAAUGCUGCUCACAAUGGCCUCAAAGCCCCAACAAAAUCGCCACAAACUUCAAAAAGCAAUAACAGCAAAACAACUUCACCGCCAGUUUUAAAUGCCAACAAUGCAAGUAAGUUGUCUCCAACCCCAAAUAUGCCAACGCUACCACCCACCCUUCCACCUGGUCUUACACAUCCCAUGCAAUCAAUGCUACCUCCACACUUGGCAGCUGCGGCUGCCUGUCAAAAUGCUGCUGCCGGCCAAGCGGAGUUAAGUAAAUUGCUCAAGGAAAAUCUAUUGAGGGCUCAAGUUCAAGCGGCCGUUGCUAAUCAAUCAAAUAUAUUUUAUCCAUAUGCUGCCAAUGCGGCUGCUGCUGCACAAUUGGGCCAAUUCAAUCCCACCAUGUACAACUACCAACAGGCUUACAUCAUGGAUCAGUUAUCACGCAUGCAGAGAGCUGGCAACGAGGCGUUCUCCGAAUACAUGCAAAAAUUAAAGAACAGCAUGGAUGCCAAUAAACCCCCCGCCGAGAUGCUUACACAACCUCAACAACAGCAGCAACAUCCAACAAAACCAAUGCAAAGCACCAAGAAAUUGUCUAGUCCCAAAUCACUAACCGGCCCCAAUAAUCCCCCCAACUCCGUUUCAGCUACAGCCAUAACAAAUCCCACAAAAGACUUUCAAGCUGCAAAAACAAAGUGAAGUUAUUUCCCAAACAAAACAACAACAAUUUGGGAAAACUUGAACUUGAAUAUAAGCUACAAAAAAAAAAGGAAUCAAAUUCCUUUGAAAACACUUAUUUAAAAUUUAUUCAAAUACAAAAAUGUUUCCUUAAUUUUAAAAUUAUUUUGUAUGUAAGUGUUAUUUAUUUAAAAAAAAAAAGAUAUUGUUUUUGUUUUUAAAAUACAUUUGAUUAUUUUAACAAUUGUUUCAGUUUAAUAAGUUCAGCAGUUUAUUUGAAAACAAUUUUAGUUUCAUUUUACUAAAUUUUAUUAAUUAAGGUUGAAAAAACAAAAGUAUUAUUAAUGUAAAUAGCAACAGAAGUGUACAAAAUGUCUGUAAAUAUUUAAAGAAUGAAAUUUUAUUAUUCUAAUAUUUAAGAUUAAGUUUUAAGGAAAACAAUUGAAUUAUUCAAUAUACAUAUAUUAAA